AUGUGGGCGCGGGCGGCGCGGCGGGUGCUCCGGGCCCCGGGGGGCGGGGGCCGGGGCUUCGCUUCCAAGGCCGGAGGCGGGGGUGUCUCCGCGGGGGGCGAGAAGGCGCCCCCGGAAAGGGGGCGCGUCCCCGGCGACGUGAUCGAGCACCUGGAGCGGCUGGCGCUGGUGGACUUCGGCAGCCGGGAGGCCGUGGCGCGGCUGGAGAAGGCCGUCGCCUUUGCAGACCGGCUGCGCGCCGUGGACACGGACGGGGUGCAGCCCAUGGAGUCGGUGCUGGAGGACAGAUGUCUAUACCUGAGACCCGACAACGUGGUAGAAGGUAACUGUGUUGAAGAACUACUACAGAACGCCCAUCGAGUUACGGAGGAAUAUUUUGUGGCUCCCCCAGGUAAUAUCACUUUGCCAAAGCUGGAUGAACAAGAGCUCUUCUCAAAGAGCUGA
Messenger RNA from Pipistrellus nathusii (Nathusius's pipistrelle), 444 nucleotides. The record is from the annotation of a GenBank genome assembly. NCBI's taxonomy places the organism in Eukaryota, Metazoa, Chordata, Mammalia, Chiroptera, Vespertilionidae.